This is a messenger RNA of Fragaria vesca subsp. vesca, 2773 nucleotides long. RefSeq lists its product as uncharacterized. Lineage: Eukaryota; Viridiplantae; Streptophyta; Magnoliopsida; Rosales; Rosaceae. Gene Ontology annotation, biological process: G protein-coupled receptor signaling pathway. Gene Ontology annotation, molecular function: G-protein beta/gamma-subunit complex binding; GTPase activity; guanyl nucleotide binding. The record is from RefSeq and is a predicted model, not a curated record. The transcript is spliced from 8 exons. Bases 58 to 2646 code for a protein of 862 amino acids.
AUGGGUUUGUGAGGUUGCGGUGGUUUCGGGAUUGAGCUGAAGUCUGGCAACUUCAUCAUGGCUGCUGCUGAGGUUAUGAGAAAGGUGAUGAAUGCUGUUGUGUCUUCAAAAGGCGAUGCUUUUGAUGUCGAAGAUUUGAGCGCGGAGUUGGAGUACUCAUUUGCAGUUGAGUACCAAGGUCCUCCGGUGGGUUAUGAAAUCCCACGUGCGUUUCCGGUCGACAUUGAUCACAUCCCGACCGCAGCUCCGGUUUCUUCGGCGUGUCUGUUGCAGAAUCUGUCACUCCCGAUUAUCCAGCCCAUUGCGAAAUCCAAGGGCAGUUUAGAGUGUAAGCUUGGGGACGAAGCAAAGGUGAUUGUUGAUUUGAAAAGAGAGAAGGGUGUGUGUAAUGAAGCUGGAAGCUCUGGUGAAUUAGCUGGAUAUGGUGGGGAAGGUGGUUGGGGAUCAUCAGAGUCUGGUUUGAGCUCGAGAAGUGUUUCCUCUGAGGUUUUCUCUGGUAGAGAGGAGGGUGGUGUGGAUGAGAUUGUUCCUCACCAUGUGAAAAGGCCAUCGAUUGUGACUUUUCGUGAUCCGGAUUCGAAUGACGUGGUUGUAGAGGUGGAAGAGUUCAAUGCCUCUGAUGAGGAGGAGAGUGUGGACGUGAGGCCUAGGGUGGAGAGGAAUGGGAAGAAGGGGUCGUGUUAUCGAUGUGGGAAAGGGAACAAGUUCACUGAGAAGGAGGUGUGCAUUGUUUGUGGUGCAAAGUAUUGCUGUGAAUGUGUGCUGAGGGCAAUGGGGGCAAUGCCAGAAGGAAGGAAAUGUGUUACUUGCACUCGUUAUAAGAUUGAUGAGUCGAGGCGAGGGAGUAUGGGCAAGUGUUCUAGGAUGCUCAGGCGGCUUCUGGGUAAGGCGCUAGCUGAUGCGGUCAUGAAAGCUGAGAUAUCAUGCCAGGCAAAUCAACUGCCAGGCGAUCUUGUUUUCGUGAACGGCGAGUCUCUUACUCAAGAAGAGCUAGCUAGAUUGCAAGGUUGCAGAAACCCCCCAAAGAAGCUAAAACCAGGAGCUUAUUGGUAUGAUAAUGUGUCUGGUUUUUGGGGAAAGGAUGGUCUUAGGCCUUGCCAAGUUAUAAGCCCCCAGCUGAAUGUUGGGGGCCAUUUGAAGCAAAGUGCUAGUAACGGGGACACACAAAUAAUGAUAAACAAUCGAAGGAUCACCAAGUUUGAGGUCUUCAUGCUGCAGAUGGCAGGAGUGCCAUGUGAAGGAAAUCUUAACUAUUGGGUGGAAGCAGACGGAUCCUAUCUGGAAGAGGGAAUGAAAAACGUAAAGGGAAAGAUAUGGGACAGGAAAAUGAAGCUGGUUUGUACUCUAUUGUCUGUGCCAAUUCCUACUGCAUCUAAAAAUCCUCCUCCUGCAGAAGAAGACAGAAACUUUAUUGAAGAGAAACUGCUUAAGAAACUUAUUUUAUUUGGGUAUCAUAAAUCUGGCUCAAGCACUAUAUUUAAACAGGCGAAGUUUUUGUAUAAUGUUCCUUUUUCUGGAGAUGAGCGCCAAAAUAUUAAGUUCAUGAUCCAAAGCAGAUUGUACAGUUAUCUUGGUAUACUGCUUGAGGGACGUGAAUGGUUUGAAGAAGAAAGUUUAUUGGUUGAGAACAGAAAAGGAGAUCUUCGAGAUGAACGGGCUCCUUCAGGAAUUACAAGUCAGCUGGACAGUAAAACAACAUAUGCCAUUGGCCCUAGACUGAAAUCUUUUGCAGAUUGGCUACUAAAUAUUAAGAUAUCAGGUACUUUGGAAGCCAUAUUUCCUGCGGCUACUCGUGAAUAUGCACCAUCUGUUGAGGAGUUGUGGAAGGAUCCAGCUAUUCAAGCCACAUACAACCGAAGGGAUGAAAUAGAAAUGCUACCCAGACAAGCUAGUUAUUUUCUUAAUCGGGCUGUUGAAAUUUCAAGGACCGAUUUUGAGCCCACAGACAUGGACAUAUUGUACGCAGAGGGAAUCACCUCAUCCAACAGCCUUACUACCAUAGAAUUUUCAUUUACUAGAUCAUCUGAACGUAACGAUCUGGACCCUUUCUAUCAGCAUAAUCCUUUGCAGAGGUAUCAACUCAUUAGAGUGCAUAGCCUUGGAGGAAGUUGCAAGUUGCUGGAGAUGUUUGAAGAUGUUGAUAUGGUCGUAUUUUGUGUUGCAUUGACAGACUACGAUGAGUUUUGUGAAGAUAUUAGUGGGGUAUCCAUAAACAAGAUGAUGGCAAGUAAGCAGCUGUUUGAAAGCAUUGUAGCUCAUCCAGCUUUUGAUCAGAAACACUUCCUUCUGGUACUCAACAUGUUUGAUCUGCUUGAAGAAAAGAUUGAGCAUGUCCCUCUCACUCGAUGCGAAUGGUUUCAUGACUUCAAUCCAGCAACUAGUCAUAAUCCCAGCAGUAGUGAUAAUAACACUAAUAACCCUACGUUGGCUCACCGAGCCUUUCAGUAUAUUGCAAUGAAGUUCAAAAAACUAUUUCAUAGUCAAACAGAUAGAAAGUUGUUUGUCUCCCUAGUCACUGCAUUAGAGCCUGAUACUGUAGAUGAAGCUCUCAGAUAUGCUAGAGAGAUUCUAAGAUGUGAAGAAGAGGUACCCAGAUUAAUUAAUGAGUUCUCUUCGGCUAGCAUUGAUGCCAGUUCUACAGUUUAAUGUCUGACCACAAAAGUGGCUCCUAACUCCUAAGUAAGGCAUUACAUUCAUUACUGAUGUGCAAAUUGUUUAUAUGUAUACAUGUAAACAGAUAUAUAAGAAGAAAUACAGAGGCCAGAUUCUUUUC